GUAAAACAUAACCUGUCUUCCUAGUGGGAAUUUUGAAGGUUUAAGUUUUUAAAAUGGAAAUUAAACCGACUCGUAAAACAUGGGACGAGCUCACAGUUUCUUUGCACAGCGAAGUCAUGAACGGAAUUAAGAGUUUUAAUUUUCCUACCAUGACUCCGGUGCAGGCUGCCACAAUUCCGCAAUUGUUAAACAAGAAAGAUGUUGCUGCAGAGGCAGUCACGGGUUCUGGAAAAACUUUGGCCUUUUUAAUACCCCUACUGGAAAUGCUGAAGAGAAGAGAGGUGGAAGAAAAGUGGAAAAAGUAUCAAAUUGGUGCCAUAGUGAUAUCUCCAACUCGUGAAUUAGCAUUGCAAACCAAAACGGUGCUGGAUCAGAUGCUCGAUCAUAUACAAAAUUUGACAACAAUUCUGUUUGUGGGGGGAAAUAAUGUGGAAGAAGAUGUAAGGACAUUUAACAAGAAUGGUGGAAAUAUUGUUAUAUGUACACCUGGAAGGUUAGAAGACCUACUAUCUAAAAAAGACAUUAACCUUCCAAACUCUGUCAAAUGUUUAGAGCUUCUGAUAUUGGAUGAGGCUGACAGACUGCUUGACCUGGGCUUUCAAAAGUCUUUAGAUACAAUCCUUAGUUACUUGCCAAGGCAAAGAAGAACAGGUUUAUUUUCCGCAACCCAAACAAAAGAAGUGGAAAAUCUCAUACGGGCGGGCUUAAGAAACCCCGUGUUGGUCAGCGUGUCCGCCCGUGACAAACACAGCACCCCCGACAUGCUGAACAACUAUUACGUAUUGGCCCGGAACGAUGGCAAAUUGGCAACCCUGUUAGCUUUUCUGGAAACGAAAAACGUCCACAAGGCGCUACUGUUUUUGCCCACCUGCGCGUGCGUAGAUUAUUGGUCGAAAAUAUUCCCCCGGAUUAUUUUACAAAAACUAAAGUUGCCCAUCAUGGCCAUCCACGGAAAGAUGAAAGAUAAACGGAAGAAGAUUUUGGACAAGUUUAGAGACGCCGAUAAAGGACUGUUGUUGUGCACAGACGUGAUGGCCCGAGGCAUAGACAUACCGGAAGUGGAAUGGGUGUUGCAAUGGGACCCCCCAUCGAAUGCUUCCUCGUUUGUUCACCGCGUGGGGAGGACGGCGAGGCAGGGCAAUCAGGGGUCCGCCCUAAUCAUAUUAUUGGAAAGCGAGGAGUCCUACGUCAAUUUUAUAGAAACGAAUCAGAGGCUCAAGUUAAAUAAGCUGGAAGAUUUUGCCAACGAUGACAGGGUGCGCGCGGUUAGGGAGUCUAUUAGGAAUUUGUUGAAAAGUGACAGGGCCCUCAUGGAAAAAGCGACGCAAGCUUACGUGUCUCACGUCCGGGCCUAUUCCAAACACGAGUGUUCCCUGCUGCUCAGGGUGAAGGAGCUACCAUUGGGAGCUUUAGCUGCCACCUAUAGUUUACUUCAGUUGCCGAAGAUGCCUGAGCUGAAGCAUCGAGACUUAUCCGACUUUCCCGAAACGGACAUUGACGUGGCCAGUAUUCCUUAUCGAGAUAAGAAUAGGGAAGCGACCAGGCAACAAAAAUUAACCCAGUACAAAGCGACCGGUGUCUGGCCCGGGUUUAAACAGAAGUUUGUGAAAAAAGCAACCGAGCCCUGGUGCAAAACUAAACAAAACAAGGAGGCGAGGAAGGAAAAGAAGUUGAAAAGGAAACAAGCGAAAUUGGCCCAAUCUGACGAACAGGGGAAAAAGAGAAAAAGCAAAGCGGGUAUCAGCGCCGAAGACUUGGAAGAGCUGAGGAAAGAUGUGGCAUUACUGAAAAAGCUAAAGAGGAGGAAGAUAACUGACGAGGAGUACGAUAAGGAGAUAGGGUUGGGCUAACUUAGGGUUUUGUGAGAAUAAAACUAGACACCUUUUACAAAUAAAUUCCUUGGAGAACUUUAUUUGCGAAAAAAAAAUAUAUAAAACAACUGUAACAUUUUGAGAAUACUUGUAUUUGAACGAGAUAUGCCCAAGAAAACCAAUUAUGUACAAAAAAACAUGAGCGGCGGGUAUAAAUCGGUAAUUUUUUUUAUAAGCGGAAAAUAUGUUCCAAAAAAAUAACCUAAGGCACCUAGAGUUGACUUAUAUGUAUUGGGCAUCGAUACUGAUCUUGUUUAAUAGGUCUCUUGAGACGUUUUCCGCCAUGCGAGUGGAAAAUCCGUAGAGAAAAGUUUGAAAGGCCAAUUAUUAAAUUAAUUAUUUCUUUCAAAGAAAAUUUUUCCUUUGCGGUUUUUCUGUUACACAACGAAAAACAAAGACAAUACACGCGACACACAAUUUUGCGAAAACGUAUAAAAAAUACCAAACGAUAAAAACGUAAAAUUUCUAACAAAACAAAGUGUAAUUUGAUAACUAUACCAAUUUAUCCGCAAAACGGCCAUUUUAUAAAUAAUACACGCAAAGAAUAACGGCAUGUCGAUUUUUUUUACGGAAAAGUUGGUAAUACGCAGGUAUAAUUUCGAGGUUAAGCGUAUAUGGAUUGUCAAAUGUGGUACCCAGAACGGUACUUACUGCUGAUAAUCAGAUUGCGAACUGACGCAUUUAGGAACUGACUUUGUUAUUGGCAUAAAAAUGAAGAAAAUAGAAAAAAAAAGGAAAAUAUUUUAAAAAAGUUUUUAUAUUUUAUAUUAGUAUAAAGAUGAAGUUAAAUACUAGGCUUAAUUUGAAGAAUUUUUACCAACAUUUAUUUUAAGUUACGCUCACAAUUUUUUAGGGUGGUGAAUAUAACAAAAAUAAAUGUAUAAAUCAUCGUACCCAUGUACACCACAGUUUUCGCAAAUUUAUUAUCCGAUGAUGGUGGCUGCUAAUAACAUGCCCAUUUGGAACUAUUUCGUAAUGUUUACAUGAUACCUUUGACCAGCUGGGUAAGCGACAAUGAAGCAUUAUUCGUGGCUCUGUUAUUAGAUUUUGCAACAGGUGAUUUGUGAAAAAUGUGGAAAACUUUUCAACACUUUACAAUAAAAUCCACUUUUAUCGUGCUUAAAAUGUAAGGUGGAAGCCGAAGCAUUAUUUAAUGCAGAACACGUAAUUUUAAUUGGGUCUACUGCAGGAACCAGCAAAUUGAAAGCACUCCUUAUGAAAGGGUCGAUUAAAUAUUGUAAAUUGCAUUUGUAAAGCUGGAUUGUCGGAAAAUUUUAAAUAUAUUAAUAAAUAUAUAAACAAUAAAUAGUAAAUGUUCACAUGAGUCACAUCCAUCAGCACGCAAUUUGCGUUGUGAUUGGAUUUGAAGCACUUAAACUUUUCCUUCAAUAUUGAACACUCAGAUGAAUCCACAAUAGCCACUGAAUCGCGGACUAUUCCAAACGAAAUACUUUCUAAGCAGCAUCAACAUAGAAACAGCUUAAUAUUUUUUCGGCUAGAGGUCUCAUUACAUUGUAAUUAAAUACAGUAAUGGUCGCGUUCAGCAACUACAACGUUGGACAAACGUUUGAUAUUACUUGUCUGAACGUUUCCGCCUGCUUGGAACUUUCACUAUUUAAUAAUUAUAUUAUAUAGUUACCUAAAUUAAAUUAUUAUACAAAAAAUAUUACUAAUGGGCCAUGAGAAAAAAAACAACGCCAUCAUAAGCCAGGCAUAAAAUCGCCGCAGAAACAUUUCGUUUUAACUUUAUCAAAAUUCCCGCGUUUGUUUUUCCUUAUCGAUUCCGAAUCAUAAG
Molecule: messenger RNA, 3666 nt
Organism: Cylas formicarius (sweet potato weevil)
Lineage: Eukaryota; Metazoa; Arthropoda; Insecta; Coleoptera; Brentidae
Product: probable ATP-dependent RNA helicase DDX55 homolog
Exons: 9
Coding region: 54-1850 (598 amino acids)
Cellular component (GO): nucleolus
Molecular function (GO): nucleic acid binding; ATP binding
Source: RefSeq, a predicted model, not a curated record